This is a messenger RNA of Spea bombifrons (plains spadefoot toad), 4767 nucleotides long. RefSeq names its product FLII actin remodeling protein (gene FLII). Bases 62 to 3871 code for a protein of 1269 amino acids. The transcript has 30 exons. Gene Ontology annotation, biological process: actin polymerization or depolymerization; myofibril assembly; barbed-end actin filament capping. Gene Ontology annotation, molecular function: phosphatidylinositol-4,5-bisphosphate binding; actin filament binding. NCBI's taxonomy places the organism in Eukaryota, Metazoa, Chordata, Amphibia, Anura, Pelobatidae. The record is from RefSeq and is a predicted model, not a curated record. Gene Ontology annotation, cellular component: nucleus; cytoplasm; actin cytoskeleton.
UUGGCCGCUUCCUGCUGCUAAGUAUAGUCCGAGUCAGACAGGAACACCCUGGCACCGGAACAUGGCGGCCACCGGGGUGCUGCCCUUCAUCAGAGGGGUGGACCUGAGCGGCAACGACUUCAAGGGAGGAUAUUUCCCGGAACACGUGAAGUCUAUGACCAGCCUGCGAUGGCUGAAGCUGAACCGGACGGGGCUGUGUUACUUGCCCGAAGAGCUGGCGUCUCUGCAGAAGCUGGAGCAUCUGUCGGUGAGCCACAACAGCCUGACGACGCUACACGGAGAACUCUCCACUCUCCCCUGCCUCCGGGCAAUUGUGGCUCGAGCCAACAGCCUGAAGAAUUCAGGGAUUCCUGAUGAGAUAUUUAACCUGGAUGACCUCUCCGUGCUGGACCUCAGUUACAAUCAGCUGACCGAGUGUCCGCGGGAGCUGGAGAACGCCAAGAACAUGUUGGUCCUUAACCUAAGCCACAACAGCAUCGACAACAUCCCGAACCAGCUGUUCAUCAACCUGACGGAUGUUCUGUAUCUGGAUCUGAGCGAUAACAAGCUGGACAGUUUACCCCCUCAGAUGAGACGUCUGGUGCAUUUACAGACCCUCAUCCUCAAUAACAACCCCCUGAUGCAUGCGCAGCUCAGGCAGCUUCCUGCAAUGAUCGCCCUACAGACCCUGCACCUCAGGAAUACUCAGCGCACACAGAGCAAUCUACCCACCUCCUUGGAAGGCCUGACUAAUCUAUCAGACGUGGACCUUUCCAUGAAUGACCUGACGCGUGUUCCCGAGUGCCUCUAUACCCUGACCAACAUAAAGCGGCUGAACCUCAGCUCCAAUCAGAUUUCAGAGCUGUCCCUCUGCAUCGACCAAUGGACGCAGCUCGAGACGCUCAACCUGUCCCGCAACCAGCUGACCUCUCUGCCCUCGGCCGUCUGCAAGCUGUCUAAGUUAAAGAAACUCUAUCUGAAUUCCAACAAGCUGGACUUUGACGGAAUCCCCUCCGGAAUCGGCAAGCUGGGCAACCUGGAGGAGUUCAUGGCUUCCAACAACAACCUGGAGCUCAUCCCGGAAAGCCUGUGCAGGUGUGGCAAACUGAAGAAGCUCGUGCUGAACAAGAACCGUCUGGUCACCCUUCCGGAAGCCAUCCACUUUCUGGCCGAGCUAGAGGUCCUGGAUGUCCGUGAGAACCCCAACCUGGUGAUGCCCCCCAAACCAGCCGAACGCACCUCCGAAUUCUACAACAUCGACUUCUCGCUGCAGAACCAGCUGCGUCUCGCUGGAGCGUCUCCCGCCACCGUAGCUGCAGCGGCCGCCGCGGGGGGAAGUGCAGCCAAGGACCCGUCUGCCAGGAAGAUGAGACUGCGCAGGCGCAAGGACUCGACGCAGGAUGACCAGGCCAAGCAAGUGCUAAAGGGGAUGUCGGAUGUGGCCGAGGAGAAGAAUAAGAAGAUACAGGAGAACGGUGACAUGAAGUACACUGACUUGAAGACCAGAAAGUGGGAUCAGAGCCUGGAGAAGCCCCCGUUGGAUUAUUCCGAGUUCUUCCUGGAAGAUGUGGGGCAAAUCCCGGGAGUAACCGUCUGGCAGAUCGAGAACUUCAUUCCGAUUCUGGUGGACGAGGCGCUCCACGGGAAGUUCUACGAGGCCGACUGCUAUAUAGUACUGAAGACGUCGAUGGACGAUAACGGUGCCCUCCGCUGGGAGAUUUACUACUGGAUCGGGCAGGAGACCUCGCUUGAUAAAAAGGCUUGUUCUGCAAUCCACGCCGUCAAUCUACGUAACUAUUUAGGGGCCGAGUGCCGGACCAUCCGGGAGGAGAUGGGAGACGAGAGCGAGGAGUUCAGCCAGGUUUUUGAUAACGAGAUCUCCUAUAUCGAAGGAGGGUCGGCCAGCGGGUUCUACACAGUGGAUGAUGCUCAGUAUAUCACCAGGCUGUACCGGGUCUACGGCAAGAAGAACAUCCGCCUGGAACCGAUGCCCCUGAAAUCUUCGUCCCUCGACCCCCGGUUCGUGUAUCUUCUGGAUCACGGUUUGGAGAUUUAUAUCUGGAGGGGCGGUCAGGCCACCCUGAGUAACACCACCAAAGCCAGGCUCUUCGCCGAGAAGAUCAACAAGAACGAACGAAAGGGCAAAGCGGAGAUUACUCUUCUCGCGCAUGACCAGGAGACCCCUGAAUUUUGGGAGAUUCUGGGAGGGCAGCCCGAGGAGAUCAAACCCUGCGUCCCUGACGACUUCCAACCGGCCCGUCCCAAACUCUACAAGGUUGGGCUCGGCUUGGGAUACCUGGAGCUGCCGCAGGUGAACUACAAGAUUUGUGUCGAGCACAAGAAGAGACCCAAGAUUGACCUUCUACCCGAAAUGCGACUGAUCCAGAGCCUUCUGGACACCAAGUGUGUCUAUAUUCUGGACUGCCACUCCGAGGUCUUCAUCUGGAUCGGCCGGAAGUCGUCCCGCUUGGUCCGCGCAGCCGCUCUGAAGCUGGGGCAGGAGCUCUGCGGGAUGCUGCAUCGCCCCAAACAUGCCAUGGUGAUCCGGAACCUGGAGGGCACAGAAUGCCAGGUGUUCAAGUCUAAGUUCAAGAACUGGGACGACGUCCUAAAGGUGGAUUAUACCAGAAACGCCGAGACCGUGAAGCAGAACGAAGGCUUGGUGGGCAAAGUGAAGAAGGACGCAGAAAAGAAGGAUCAGAUGAAGGCCGACCUCACUGCCCUGUUCCUCCCUCGCCAGCCCCCGAUGCCCAUCGCAGAGGCAGAGCAGCUGACCGAGGAGUGGAACGAGGAUCUGGAUGGAAUGGAGGGAUUUGUUCUGGAAGGAAAGAAGUUUGCGCGACUCCCCGAGGAAGAGUUUGGGCACUUCCACACUCAGGACUGUUACGUGUUCCUGUGCAGGUACUGGGUGCCGAUCGAACACGACGAAGAGGAGGAACAACAGAGCAAAAAGAGGAAGGUCACCGGCGAAGAGGAUGACGACGAUGAAGAGGAGGAGGAGAAGCAGCCGGAAGAAGACUUCCAGUGCGUCGUGUAUUUCUGGCAGGGCCGAGAAGCCUCCAACAUGGGCUGGCUGACCUUCACCUUCAGCCUGCAGAAGAAGUUCGAGAGCCUCUUCCCGGGGAAGCUGGAGGUGGUCAGGAUGACGCAGCAGCAGGAGAACGCCAAGUUCCUGUCUCAUUUCAAGAGAAAAUUCAUAAUCCACAAGGGGAAGCGGAGGACGCGGGACGUCGGGCUGCAGCCGAGCCUCUACCACAUGCGGACCAACGGGAGCGCCCUGUGUACCCGGUGCAUCCAGAUUAACACGGACUGCAGCCAGUUAAAUUCCGAGUUCUGUUAUAUUCUGAAGGUCCCCUUUGAAAGUAUCGAUAAUCAAGGAAUAGUCUACACCUGGGUGGGCCGAGCUGCGGACCCCGACGAAGCCAAGCUCGCGGAAGACAUCAUGAACCACAUGUUUGAUGACACCUACAGCAAGCAGGUGAUUAACGAAGGCGAAGAACCGGAAAACUUCUUCUGGGUCGGAAUUGGAGGCCAAAAACCGUACGACGAGGACGCGGAUUACAUGAAAUAUUCCCGUCUCUUCAGGUGCUCCAAUGAAAAGGGUUAUUUCUCGGUGUCGGAGAAAUGCUCGGACUUCUGUCAGGAUGACCUGGCCGACGAUGACAUUAUGCUCUUGGAUAACGGGAAGGAGGUGUACAUGUGGGUCGGGACCCAAACCAGCCAGGUGGAGAUUAAACUCAGCUUGAAGGCCUGCCAGGUCUACAUCCAGCACAUGAGAGCCAAGGACCCGGAGCACCCGCGCAAACUGCGUCUGGUCCGUAAGGGCAACGAGCCGCACGCCUUCACCCGCUGCUUCCACGCCUGGGGUGCCUUCCGCAAGCCGCCGGCCUAGACCCCCCCCAUUGCUUGGAGCUCUGUCCUGUGGGGGCCGCGCAUGCCCGAGGUCUAAAGUCUCAAAGACCGGAGGCGGACGUCGCAGAUGGCCUGAAAUUCUUCUGAUCCUCCUCCCGCUGCUGGAAUUGCUGAGACGCCCCGAGCGCCCGGCGGGUGCAUCGUCUCUCCCUUCAAACAUUAAACUCGCCCUGGACCGGGGGCUUCACCGCCUGCGCGCCUCCCUCCGGACGCUCGUCUGCCUGAACUCUGUCCGCGGAUUCCGUACAAAUACAAACGUUUUCUAAAACUCGUUCCCUUUUCCUGCCGGGAUCGCUAAACGUUUUUAUUAUUUAACCGAGAUUUGGGUACAAGUUACCUUCUUUUGUAUCUUGAAUAGUUUUUAUUAAGGCACCAGGGGUUAUCGGGGUGAAACAUUAUUUAAAAGCCUUGCAUCCACCUGCUUUCCUGUCGCAGCGUAGCCCCCUCGAUUUAUACUAGAGGCUGAGGUGGUCCGCAUGGGUUCGGGGGGCUCGUCAGUUUUCUGCACCCCCCUGUGCCUUUAAGGUGGGAUUAGAUAAGUUUAAUGGGUUUCGUGCUCUGCCUUCAUCUAGUAAUUCAAUUUUAUGCCCUUGCGCUAUAGAAAGUAAGGAGAUGCUUCGUUGCCCGGGAUGGAUGGCUGAGGAUAAUGGGAGUUGGAGUAGAAGCGCACGCGUGCAUUUUAACACCUUCUAUGCCAGAGGGUUGUGUCCUCGCUGUGAAGUGUAACGGAGCAGGCACAGGGAGGGUUAACGGACUGUUUGAACCCACGCGUGACACUAGCCCACCCGUCUCGGCGUACGGAGGGUGCCGGAAGCACCGCUGGGGAUGGAUAAAUACUGUAUGAGCUUUAUUUUAAUAAAUUUGCACUUCACCGUG